AAGAAUACAACUGAUUUUUAAGAUACUUAAGGAUGAUUGUGAUGCACAUUUUCAAGCUUAUUUUUCACAGAGCUACAGCUGUAGAGAUAACUGCAUUUCCAAGUGACAAAGUUUUUCAUUUUUGCAAAAAGUUUGGUGCAAAAAACUUCUACUGAGAAACCUAAAAUGAAAAAUAAGGUUAUUGAAAAGAUGCCCAUUCUAAAUGUUCCGUUUUAAAAAUAACCUUAGUAUGACUGUGAAAGUCAUUAUGUAUGUCAUUAACAAGUGUCACCUUUUUUUCUUUUUAAAGAAGUGCACAUUCAAGCCUUUACAAAUAUACUUAAGUGAUUUAUGUAGUAGAUAUUAGGGCUUUUGGAAAGGUAGAGAUUUCACCUCUGUGUCUCUCUGGAGUCCCUCCAUGGGUCUUCAAAUGAAGACUUGAGACACUCCUUUUCCUCAAAUUCCAUGAGCACCAAGAUAAAUGUGCUUCACACUGAUGUUACCAGCAAACUGACAGUGAUUUCUCACAUCAUAUUUGGCUCAAUUCCUUCCUACACAUUAAUAAUAAUAAAGGUCCCCCCAGCUUCAGAAAAUUUGAGAAUAAGAAGUUUGAAAAUCCUUCAACAGAAACCUUCUAACAAUGCGCAAACAGGCCUCUAGUGCCAUGACUAAUUAAAAUACCCAACAUCUGACACAACUCUUUACACUAAUUGGUACAUCUGGUCCUGAACCUUGUUUAUGAAAUAGGUUCAAUUAGAAGUUGAGGUGCCACACUUCCUUACCCAGAUGAUGUGCUCUUUAAUUGUACUACAAUGAAAUCAUGCCUGAGUAUCCCCUGCCUCAGCAGUCAGCCUUUAUACCGAAUAGGUUAAAGCACAGGUGUUGACAUUUUGUGAUUCACAGAAGGCAAAUCAGUUUCACAAACUUCUAGUGGUUACGACUGUGUUAAUACAGAUGAGCCAAAAGAACAGACUGUUUAAGCCAGUGAGACGCAAUAUGACAUUACUUGCGUUUCUCCUGGGGCUGGAUGGCAAUCCCUAAAAUAAAUUAGAGCAUGAGUCUUAAAAACAAAAGUGGAUUCCCAGGCAAUGACAAAUUUUGAGUGAAGCACACCAGCUGGCAUCGUGCGCUCAGCCUCAGACUGCAGUGUAACACUCACAGCCCUGACAAACCGGCUGGACACAAGUAUCUUCCUCAUCUUUCUUCCAUGACUUGAACCACACCAAGACAGAACUAGGAAUAAACGCUUUCCUAGUCCCGAGGGCUAAUGCCAAGGGGAAAUGCUGCUGAGACAGAGAGGAGAGGCCAACAGGGAGCACAGGGAAGGCUGCGCUCCUUCAAGCCCGCGAUGCUGCCCAAGCCCUGUAGCACUGUGGCUCCUGGAAGGCAGGGGGCUCCGGGCACCUGCAGGACUGCAAGUCGGGAGAUGUUCGCCUGUUAAAACUGGGCAAAUCAAGCUACUUUUUUCCUCAGCGGCUCCUUAUUCCUUGUAAGGAAAUGAGAGAAGCGCUGACCGACAGGCACGCGAGGCGCAAGGAUGGCGACGCCCGUCUCGAGCCGCGGCAGCAGCUCCCGCUCACCAGCGCGUGAGGGGAUGCGGCUGAGAGGAAGGGCGGCUCAGGGGCCGAGCUUCUCCUCACAGGCACCCCGGUGGCUCCCAGCACGGGGCAGCUAGCAGUCACAGCUUUCCCUACGCCUAGUCGCCGCUGUACCAGCUCUGCUUCGCCGCAGACACACCGGAAUAACCCCCAGCAAGCGCUCCCCGCGAUUAACCCCUCGGAGCCACAGCAACCACCGCCCCUUCCACAGGCACUAACCCACCUCCUCUAACCGGAGGCUGCGCAGCUGCCUGCUGAGGCGGAGUGUCAUUAGCCCGGGACCACCUUCUCGUCGCUCUCAUUGGCGGCAUGACAUGAAUUUGCCUUGUGAUUGGCUCAGACUCUUUUCGAUCUGUCCGCAAGGCGGCUUCCCAUUGGCUGCCUGCAGGGGAGGUGAGGGUGUUGUGUUUGAAUCGCGGAGAGACGGUGGGUGGGUGGCUGUAGCUUGCCACGUUGCCGCCGGUAGCUUCGCGCAGCCCGACCAGAAGGGGGAGAGGUUCGGCAAAGUCCGGAAGCGCUCGGCAAUGGCCGGAGGCGGCUUUUAAAGGAGAGGAGCGGCUGCCGGCUUGCCCUGCCUCGCCGUCGCUCGGCGUGAGGGGACUCGUUCGCGUGGGCGCUGCCGUGUCGUCCUCCCGCCGCCCCGCGAAGGGAAGGGGCGCGAUGCUGGCCGACAGCCUGGUGGAGGAGUUCGAGAUCCGCGAGGAUGAGCCCUGGUACGACCAGCAGGACCUGCAGCAAGAUCUUCACCUUGCUGCUGAGCUUGGGAAGACACUACUGGACCGUAACACUGAACUAGAAGAAUCUUUACAACAAAUGUAUGCAACAAAUCAAGAGCAACUGCAGGAGAUAGAGUACCUCACAAAGCAAGUGGAGCUCCUGCGUCAGAUGAAUGAUCAGCAUGCAAAAGUCUAUGAACAGCUGGAUGUGACAGCGAGAGAACUAGAAGACACUAAUCAAAAACUAGUUGCGGAGAGCAGAGCUUCACAACAGAAGAUAUUAAGCUUGACAGAGACUAUUGAAAAUCUGCAAACACACAUAGAUGACCUGCAGCGACAAGUAGAAGAACUGAAGAAGUCUGGACGAGGUCGGAUGAGCCAUGAGAGAUCUGACCAGCCAAGAUCAAUGCACAGUUUCUCUUGUUUGAAGGAGCUGUAUGACCUUCGCCAGUACUUUGUUUAUGAUCACGUGUUUGCAGAAAAGAUUACCUCAAUGGACAGUCAGCUAAGUCCUCUAGAAGAAGAAAAUGAGAACCUCAAAAAGGCAGUUACAGUUCUGCAAGCCCAACUUAACCUAGAAAAAGAGAAGAGGAUAAGAAUGGAAGAGGAAUAUAGUCUUAUGGUAAAAGAAAACUGUGACCUCGAACAGAGGCUUGUUGAUACAGACUUAUAUCGGGCUCGGGCAGAGGAGUUAGAAGUGGAAGUGGCUGAAAUGCGACAGAUACUUCAGUCUGAAAACACAUUCCAUAAUGCAGAGAAAUUGGUGCCAGAAUCCUUUUUCAUUUCAUUCAAGGAAUCUUUAGAAAGGGAGCUUGGUCAGAGCCCGGCAGACGAUGGACUUCUGACUGUAUCGGAGCUCGAGAAGAAGGCGCUGAAACGGAGCAGCAGUGAAACUUUCCUAAGCAGCGCUGCAGGGGGAGACAUUCUAAGGGGCCACGAAGAAACCUGCAUUAGGAGAGCUGAAGCUGUGAAGCAGCGAGGAAUCUCUGUGCUUAAUGAAGUCGACGCUCAGUAUAACGCUCUGAAAGUGAAGUAUGAGGAGCUGUUGAAGAAGUGUCAAAUGGACGAAGAUUCUUUGAAACACAAGGCUGUACAAACGCUGAAGCAGUAUGCCAAAGACCUAGAUAUGGGGAAUACCCAGUGUGAUCUUGCAGCUAACACUGAAGAAUGCACUAAUGUGGAGCUAAGUGACUCUCCAACAAAUCCUCCUCCUGAAUAUAAAGCACUCUUCAAGGAAAUUUUUAGCUGUAUCAGAAAAACAAAAGAAGAAAUAGAUGAACACAGAGCUAAGUACAAGUCCCUCUUCUCUCAGCCAUAACAUUGGACACACUGAUUACCCAUUUUCGGUUGAUGACUGUUAGUCAAGAAGGGGAAAAACUUCACACAAAUGGCAGAAGCCCCCGAUAUGGAUGUAUUUCUUGAGCACUCAGAACGAAUGUUUUUAAUUGGCUUGUAGACCUAUAGUUAACAAGCUACUUAGUUACCCACUAGUUUCCCUAUACCUAUGUAGUAAUAGAUUUAAUGUUGUUUAGCACUGUCACACAAACUAGUGGUUGUAAAGCAAAUAAACAUCAGAGCUGGACUGUUACUUUACACCACACUUAAUCUCCGGCCAGAGCGGUAACUGACACUAGUUUCCUUAGUCCGCUUCAGAAAUAACAGCGCUAAGAAAUCUGUGCUGUGCUUCUCAAAGGAAUCAGACUAGAGCUUUCCUUUGGUUGGCAGGUGAUGCUCUAGCCCUGUAACUUCAUCUGUGUAGAAGAUGAACAAAAACAAAGCCCCUGACCAGCUUGAUUCUGGAGAAUGAAGGCAGCUGUCUAGCUGAGCUUGCUUUGGCAGGGAGCGGAGAGCUGGCACAGCAGCUUGCACUGUGCUUGGGUUAAGCUAAAACCAUGUUUUUACGUGUACUGAACUCUCCCACAGAUUUAUAUAGAUGUCUGCCUACUAAGAAAGGAUUUGAUGUAAAGUUUGUGUGGCUUUCUAGGUAUGGUUUUGUACGUAGGGCACUUUGUCUUAAGGCAAGAUACUGUGAAUUGACUAUGUAUGUUAUUUGGGACCUACUGUUCUUUGGUGGAAUGUCUGCAAAGUACAUUUGUAUGUGUAUUUGGUAAGAAGAUAGAAAGUUGCGGUGUAGCUAUUUAACUUUAGUGGUAGCAUUGACGUAGUGGAAUAGCUUUUAGUCUUACAUACCACGAAGUCCAAGUGCUUGAAGGAGAUGGGCCUGGUAAAACCUUAUCAUACUGGUUUGGCUGUUGAUUCCAGUAUCAGCCUGAGUGUCCAUGCUGCCUGGGGGUGGGUGGAUGGACACAACGGUGCCAGAAUGGAUCCUACCGAAAACAAGGCACCACGCUCGUGUUCUUCCUCUCCUUCUCCACUCCCUAGUCAUUAUUUAAAUUCUGAAAAGCAAAGAAUGUGGAUUAAAAUGUUCUUUAAAACUGCUUCAAAGUGUGAAGAACACAAAGCCUAAGAGGUGGCGUGGGGGGAAGGUGCAACGAGAGGUGAUGUCCUUUUCCUCACAAAGGGUCUCAGAGCUUAAAAUGGUCAGUGGUUCUCGGGAAUCAGCUUACUGCCUGUUGGAGCUGCUGUUAUACCAAAGGGCUGACACAGAAUGUCGACAAUUUCUCAGCUUUAGCUCAGCUGCUGCUGUUGCAGGUCUGUCUGCCUUACGUUGUACCCUGCCGAGUUGGUGUACAGCUGUCCUUCAGUUGCAGUAUAAGACGUAAUAUUGUGAGAGUUUCUCUAAAACAUGUAUUGCAUUCUGAAAGUUAUUUAAGAAUGGGAAUCUGAAUCUUGUGAAUAUUUUUUCUAAGCAAAUAAAUAAUCCAGUCAAGCUACAUGUGUAACUAGUAGUUGUUAUGCCCAUUUGUGCUAAGCAGGAAACAGUCAACAGCGCAGAUGGCACCUCUGUUAUCUAGUCUUGCCAUCUUUCCUGCACAGCUUAGAUGGAGUUCCCAUUAAAUUUGCAUUUUUAAAAGUUACACUAAAUAGAAAAGGAUAUGCCAGUUUGGGAUAGGAAUCCAGAGGGAACUCUCUCUUCCUGGUUGUGGUGUUUGUCAGUGCUGUUCAACAAGGAGGGGGACACAAACAAGGCAGAAAAGCUGCUGUUGUGCCAUCAGGUUAACUGUGUGGUCACAGUUUCCCCAACACUUGUAUCCUCAUCACCUGGAGCUCUGCCCCAAUUCAGAUACUGGAAAGCAGUAACCUUGCGUGAGAAAAGCACGACACUGGUAGUCACAAAUGAUCUACUACUAAUAGUCCACACCACUUUAGGGGAAGGGCAACCCACACUGCUGGACCAGAAGACAUGUAAAAAAAGCACCUCAGAAUCUUUGGUGACAUGGGUGAUCUUUAUGGUGUUUUACAUAUACAAUUUUUAUGCUUUAAAAGUAUGAAAAAUGUUCUUAGAUUUCCACAGAACUAAUUGAUUGUUCUGUAAUGUCACGUCCCCUCGACUACCUGUGCCAUUGCUAAGUGCUGGCUGUACUGUACUUUGAAUUGUACAUAUUGUGCAAUAAAAAGCUCCAUGGCUGGGUUCUUCUUUCCUACCUUCUCUCACACUGUGGCUUUCCCAGGGAGAAGCUUCCCAGAUGCAGCCAUAGGCGACACUACGGCAGCAGGGCUGUGUCAGGGACCAGGACAAAGGCUGCAAAAGCUGCCUGAACUUAAACCACCUCCCAAUCAUACUUCUGUAGUUAGUUAAUAAACUGCACUAGAUUAUUAAUUAAGGUAGAGUUUUAGCAGUUUAAAAAUAGGUAUUUUCCACAGAAAUGUGAAAUGCCGUAAGUAUGGUAACAAUAUUCUUAGCCAGUCUUAUCUGGAUUAACUACCUUAAUCUGCUUAUUUUAGUCAACAACUCAGCCUUUUCUGAGCAUUAAGUAGAUGAAAUUAAUAGAAUCGCCCUGAGCUCCUCAUGUGAUGGAAAUUAUAGCAACGAGCACAAACAGUAAAGUAACCAUGUUCUACAACACUUACUUACAGUGAGAUAUUCCUUAUCUUAGUGCAGCUAAGCUUCCGUGAUAAACCUGUAACAAAGAGAUCAGUUACUGUACCUUGUGCCACAGGCCCUGAGCCAGCUCCCUCUGGUACUCCUGAAGAACACGAUGUGAGCAGAAUGAUGUAAAGCAGUUUACUAUCUACCUCGGAGCCCUACUAAAACAUUCCUCACAUUUCCUUCCUCUGGAAGCCCUCAGGCUAUAAAAGGAGUAGGUGCAGCUUCCACUUCUUCUUGGACAAAUACAAGGCGGGGUAGAAUUGACCUUCAAGAUAAAAUUUUAUUAAAAACAUUACACAAAAUAGAGGUUUUACACUGUUGCCAUGUGAUAACUACAGCUGGAUGCUUUCCAGAGGUUGCACUCAGUUACUUACCUUGCUGCAUUUGCAUACAGUAAUGCAAAAAAUCCCUCAAACAAACCCCACACCAAUAAAAGAAAUCCCAUAGUUGUUCCACAUCUGUUUCAAAGGGAGGUACGUUCCAAAUAACUCAUUUCACAGACAAGAGGUGAGAACAGUUGCUAUGGAGUACAGAGAUUUUGUUCCGUGCUCCCUGUCCUGGCAUUUCCAUGAAUAUGACGAUCAAGGGCUGUAAGGGCUACUACACUGCUCAGACCAGAGUGUGAGCAUCUAGAUAUUUAACAAAAACUGGGAUGUUUGUAAACAAAUUAAUUUAUUGGCAUUACUUACAAAAUAAAGUAUUAGACCAUGAUUUUCCAUCA
This is a messenger RNA of Columba livia (rock pigeon), 7005 nucleotides long. RefSeq names its product cerebellar degeneration related protein 2 (gene CDR2). The record is from RefSeq and is a predicted model, not a curated record. The transcript is spliced from 5 exons. The coding region runs from base 2238 to 3611 and encodes 457 amino acids. Lineage: Eukaryota; Metazoa; Chordata; Aves; Columbiformes; Columbidae.